Molecule: messenger RNA, 707 nt
Organism: Melanaphis sacchari
Lineage: Eukaryota; Metazoa; Arthropoda; Insecta; Hemiptera; Aphididae
Exons: 3
Coding region: 180-707 (175 amino acids)
Source: RefSeq, a predicted model, not a curated record
UAAUUUGUUCCGAAACUAAAAAAGUUCGAUUUCUAUUUUUGCAAAAAAUGUUUGAGGAAUCAUGUACCUGAUAGUGUACAAAUUUACAUAGCAAGAUAACAUGAAAAGGAGAAUUGGAAGAUUGAGCAUGUGUCACGGGAUAAUUCUAAUGGUCAAUAACCUCAAAGAAGAAGAAGAAAAUGAAGUAUAGAACCUGCGAUGCAUCAAAUACUACUUUGUGUGGACAUUUAGGUUACUUAUGUUAUAAUCACGACGAUUGUUGUUCUCAAUAUUGUUCAAAAUCAUUUUGGUGGUCAUAUGGCAUUUGUGAUCAAGAUCAAUCAUCAUUGGAAUUUGAUUUAGAUUCAAACCUUACAGCUCAAGAAGGAAUUUGCGAAUUCCACAUGCAGAUUGAUGAAAAUGACAACGAUUAUCUGAAUGAUGAAUUUAGUAUCAUAAAUGCAGCCCACAAUACUUUGCCUCCAUAUACACUAAUCAAAGUGUCAUACAAAAGAAGGUCGAUAGUCAUCUCAAUAAACGAUCGCAUUCCUAAAACAAAUGGAACACUUUUAGAUUUAUCCAAUGAAGCGGCUCUUAGAUUACAUAUUAAAAAUGAAGAAUUUGUGCCGUGUAAAAUCGAAAAAGUGAUGCAUCAUAAUCCUAUUCUAAAAAUGAUUUUAUAUUCUAUACCAGUAUUGUUAUUUUUCAUAGUUAUAGUUAAUUUAUAA